This is a messenger RNA of Sodiomyces alkalinus F11, 2798 nucleotides long. RefSeq lists its product as hypothetical. The transcript is spliced from 6 exons. Gene Ontology annotation, molecular function: protein binding. The record is from RefSeq and is a predicted model, not a curated record. Bases 30 to 2600 code for a protein of 856 amino acids. NCBI's taxonomy places the organism in Eukaryota, Fungi, Ascomycota, Sordariomycetes, Glomerellales, Plectosphaerellaceae.
CACCGUGGCACCGCCCAUCAACGUUUACCAUGGAGGCAGUCCCAGCACUCCUUCCAGUUCUAAACCGAAUCCCUAACGAGGUUUUUCAAGACAUCAUCUCAUACUUGCCCAACAGUGACAUUAAAAACCUCCGGCUGGUGUGCAGGUUCUUCCGCAACAAGGUCUCGUCACAGCUGGAACGGGUCUUCUUGUCCGCCAACCCGCUCAACAUCCAAGUUCUCCGGAAUAUCGCCGACCACGACAUCUUCCGCCACGGUGUCGUGGAGAUUAUUUGGGAUGAUGCCCGCCUGGAGAGACCCUCUCGGACGGGAGACGAUGGCGAUGAUGACCACGAUGAUGACGACGAUGACGAGGAGGGUCUGGGCCAUGGCUGCCCGGGGUGGUUCGCGCGGGAGUGCAAGGAGAAUGUGGCUUAUUUGAAGAGGAGGAGGCGCUAUGACGUCGAUCGUUCGGAUCACAUUGCCCGAGCGAAGCUAUUGGAGGCCAAGCUUCCCCUGAGGGAAUCAUUCACAUACUUCGAGGAGCUGAUCCGGCAGCAGGAACAAGUCAUCGCGUCCGACGCCGACGCCCAGGCUUUCUGCUACGCGCUGAAGCGCUUCCCUCGCCUAAGAAGGAUCACUAUCACCCCUGCCGCGCACGGCUUUCUGUUUACCCCACUGUAUGCCACGCCCAUGAUCCGUGCAUUUCCCUAUGGCUUUAACUACCCCAUCCCGCGGAGUUGGCCGGGCAGGGGCCGAAAAGUUGUCGCUGAACCGGUAGUGCAACCCUGGGUUGAUGAGGAGGAGAAGGAGAAAUGGCGCGGUUUCCGCAUUGCCACGCGCGUGCUGGCCCAGGAGGAACCACGGCCGGGUCACGCAGCCGUAACGGAAUUCGUUGUCGACGUGAACCAACUCAACACGGGACUCAACUGUCGCAUCUUCGACGAGCCGUGCGACGAAUAUAACCACCUGGUGACCCUGCUCCGACGACCGGGCUUCUCUCGCAUCGACCUCCCCUUCAUCGUGGGCGGCCUCGAGUGGGACGACUGGCCCUCGUUUCGCAGCGGCUACCUGUUCCGCGCGCUUGCCGAAGCAAGCGACCUGGAGCACGUCAGUCUCGGGACCAACGUCGUCCCCGACCCCGACGCCUACGCAACGGAGCCAGGCAGCGCCGGUUUCGCGGCGCACUUCAUCCCACUGCGCACCAUCUUUCCCGUGGAAAAGUGGCCGCGGCUCCGCCACCUCGGACUCUCGCGUUUCCUUGUGAAGCAGAAGGACGUUCUCGCGCUGCUCGCCUCGCUUCCAGACACGCUGCGGUCCGUCGAGCUUAGCUUCCUCAUGUUCCUGGACGGCGGCGGCUCCUUCCGGGGGUUGCUGGACGACAUGCGCGACACCCUUGGCUGGCGCGAGCGACCGGUAGCUCACAGGCCUCGCGUCAUCGUCGGCAUGCCGUCGCAGCAAGCUGUGGAGGGGCGCGCCGUCUGGGCCGAUCAUGAGGUGGAGGCGUUUCUAAACGAACAGGUGGAAGAGGCCCACGCCGAUGUCGCCGAGAAAGACCACGAUGAUGAAUACCAUAGGCUGGAAAAGCGCGUACCCGGUACAGCGACCCGCUCCCCGAAGCCAAUCUCCAUUUGCGACGACGAUGAGCCAUUCCAGGUGCAAGUUAGAGGCAACCAUCGAUAUCCAUCGUUUCCCGCCCACGCCGAUUACCCCUGGGACACCAUCGAGGGUGGGCGAUGGGAUUCUAUUCCUCGCUACUGGGGCAACGCGUCGGCCGAUUGCUCUAACUGGCAGGUCGCGAAAUUGCAGCCGGCCGACACAUUAUUGCCCCCUGGCUCAUCCACGAGGAUCCGAGCCAAAUACCAGACUGAGCACGUCUUCGAAGGGCAACUCAUCGGCGACUUCUUUACUCAGUGGCUGGAUAAGGGCAGGAUCAUCGGCCAGGACCCCAUCCCACAGAACCCUACUCCCAGGGUGCCUUGUGCCUUCACUGACUUUUGGAUAUUGACAUGGGACCAAUCAGCUCCUUGGAUAGACCCCGUCCACGGGGACGUUGUAACAUUCGGCGAGUUAAUGGCGAUGCAGCUCGGUAGCAUCAAGAACCUUGACCGCUUGACCAUCUUCAAGGCGAGGCCAAACCAGAUGAAGGGGAAGAUGUUUACCGGACAUCAACCUGUCAGGGCAAGAGCAUACAAGGACAACAUGAGCCCCGAUGAACAACUCCAAGCAACCAAAGAAAUGGGGAUGGUGUUCACGUACCUUAACCAACAGAGCGUGUGGGACGCCUUCUGCGCGACCUACGAAGCUAUCUACGAACUAUUGGACGACUUCGACGUCUGGUACUCGCAGAAUGGCCAAGGUAUCGCGAUUCCUCCGCUGCAGGACGAGUGGAAGGAGUACAUCGAAGUAGUCUUGCGCUCGCUGGUUAGGCGCUCGCGAGCCACGUUCGAUUACUUCUAUACCACCGCGAUGGCGGAGUAUGACAAAGCCCUAUAUUCCCUAGAGUCUGACCCAUUGGGCAACGGGGAUUAUAUUUCCCAUUGGGUAGAGAACAGGUUGAACAAUAAGCAGCUUAUAAGGAUCAGUGGAACGUGUCAGAACUUGGACGCAAUCUCUGCUUGAGAAGGAGGGAGCUGCGAGACCAGUUGUUCUACAUAAGACGUACGUCACACGUGGACGAGUUUCAUGGUCAAAGUUGAUAUGGUAUAGGGAACAACGGAUUUGUCGAGCUACUAAAGUACAUGUACUCAAUACCCAAAAGGGAAAAUUAGCAGCGAGACAUAGACUUUAACUUAUAACACGGAGAUUCCAAGAGGGCUG